AAUCAUUGAACGUACGCGUUCAGUGUAAGACUAGUACACAUCCGAAAGCGAAAGAAAAAAUUCUGGACUAGGGUUUUGCGGAAGUUUUCAAUCUGUGGAUCUUCUUCCCUGAAAUUGGCGAUCGAAUCAAUCUAGAUAAAGAAUUCAAGGUAAAGUCAACAAUGGAAAGAGCAGGGAAAGAAGAGGUGGUGGUGGUGGAAAAUUCAGAAGAUAUUAUUAACAAUAUGGAAAGACUACCAGAAGGAUGCAUAUCUGACAUCCUAUCCCUAACAACACCUGCAGAUGUGUGUAGGUCUAGUCUUGUUUCAACUCUUUUUAAAUCUGCUGCUGAUUCAGAUGCUCUCUGGGAGAAAUUUCUACCGCCCGAUUAUGAAAAGAUCAUUGCUAGAGCGUCGAAUCCUAUUUCAUCAGCUGCACUAUCUAAGAAAGAGUUGUAUUAUCGACUAUCCGAUGACCCACUUCUCAUUGAUGAUGGUCUUAAGAGCAUUCAGUUGGAAAAAUCUAGUGGAAAGAAAUGUAUCAUGCUUGGAGCAAAGGAGCUUGCAAUUGUUUGGGGAGACACUCCUCAGUACUGGUUUUAUCGAGGGUGCCCUGACUCCAGGUUUGCUGAGGUGGCUGAACUGCGUUCGGUAUGGUGGCUUGAUAUCCGUGGGAAGCUGGAAAUCCAAUUGCUAUCCCCAAACACCUUCUAUGUAGCUUACCUUGUGUUUAAGUUAAGGGAUUGUGCUGAUGGAUUUGAUGAUUAUGAACCUAUAAAGGCCAAAGUCGAAGUCAUUGGACAAGCUGGUGGUGAUACUAGUGUGUGUAGCGAAGAGAGACUUAUCUACUUAUGUGCUGGUGAGGAACAUUCUCCACCAGAUCCGUUGGAGCCUGAAUAUUUUGCACGGGAUAGACGAGAUGGAUGGAUGGAGGUUGAGAUGGGUCAUUUCUAUAACGAAGGAGGAGACAACGGGGGCGGGGAGGUGCAUAUGUCCGUGCUUGAGACUGAGAGAGGAGUACACAAGCGUGGCCUUAUUGUCCAAGGUAUGGAACUUAGACCCAUGGUAUACACAGAUGGUCAUUCUAAUCCAGAUCCAAAUGAGCUCCGUUCUAGCAGAAACAGGAGUAGGAGGGAAGACGUGCCGGAAGAGGAAGAGGAAGAAGAAUAACUGUAUCACCAUUUACUUUUGCUCAACCAUCAACUGGAUCAAGAGGAGGCAGGGGAUCAAGGGGAAGAAGAGGUGAAAGGAGAGGCAGAUGAUUUGUUCAACAAACAUGAGGAAUCCCUUAGUGUUGAGGAAAUGUAUUUGUGCCCGUCAUAACAAAAUUCACCAAUUUUAGAUCAUUUUUCCCCCUUUUAAUCUGUGCAAUUUGAGAGCUCUGAACUGUUAUAGCUCUGAAAAACUGAAUGAAGUUUUAGAAAAAUUGAUCAGAAAAUCAGAUUAAACUCGUGUAUAAAAGAAAAGGUAAUGGUCAGGUUCAC
Papaver somniferum (opium poppy) is the source of this 1462-nucleotide messenger RNA. Its product is annotated as F-box protein PP2-B10-like. Gene Ontology annotation, molecular function: protein binding. The transcript is spliced from 2 exons. Lineage: Eukaryota; Viridiplantae; Streptophyta; Magnoliopsida; Ranunculales; Papaveraceae. The coding region runs from base 162 to 1148 and encodes 328 amino acids. The record is from RefSeq and is a predicted model, not a curated record.